AUGGCACUCAAUCCACGCAGCCCCUCCAAACACAACCAAAUGAUCACACGCUUCAUCAAGCAGUCAAAGCCCACAAAGCUCAAUGACGUCAAAGAACCACCGGCGAAGAGGCAGAAACUCGACGACUCGCCCUCGAAGAGGCGAAGCCCACGUAAAGCUGCGAAAUAUGCAAACCGCGAGAUACCAGACUCAGAUGUCGAAGAUGGUGACGAACCGAUAGAGGAAGUCAGUGAGCCACAGAAGACGGAUCUAGAAAGUGCAUUACCGCCGGUCAAGAGUGAUGAAGAAGCGAUUGCAGAGUAUGAGGCCUUCAAAGCAGCACAAGAAGAUACAAAAGAAGAGACCGAGGAGCGACUGAAAGAUCGAAAUUGGGUGCGAGGGAAGAGCUCAAUAUACGUGGAUGCCUUCAACUUGGCAUUGGAUACGGUACUUGACGAGGAGAGCCACCUGUUCGAUGAGGCUGAGAUGGAAGUAUUCAGGGUCUGGAGAGGUCUGAACUACGAAGCUCAGUACUUAUAUGUGCGCUUCUUUCUACGCAAGACGUCGGCGUGGCAUCGUAUAAAGAACAUUGGCUACCACAGCGAUAUUUCGAAUCUCGACACUGCGAUCGAAACACUACAACGAACACUCGACCUUCCUGCGACCUCCGCACCGGUAGAAAUGCACCCUGGCGAGUGGGAACCACCAGAAGGCACAACGCUGGCGUCUUCGUUCACGUUCGCGGAUCGAUCCGAAGAACAGAUCACAACACUUGAGCAGGCGUCAUCGCUGUUGAAGUUGGACGAGCUCAAAGCGCUUGCAAAGGAAGCAAAGGUGCAAGGCAGAAACAAGAAAGAGCUGGUCAACGCCCUGCGACGAACAAGCCGGCGGCAAGUGGGUCUAGGCUUCGUCGGCUUGAAGCGUUCGGAUACGGAAAGCUCACGGCGAUCAUCUGCGUCUGGGUUGGAGACACCGGAUAGCGAGCCAUUAGAGGAUCUAUCGUCUGAUGCAAAUCGGGACGCACACUUCACUCGCAAAAUCAUGAAUGAGAUGGGUCCCUGCAUCCGCCUUUCACUUGCACCACUCAAACUCUUCGAGCGUGUUCACCUGGUCUUCUACCGCUCGACCGAGUGGACAGAAAAAUCGCUAACGACCAUCAUCUUAGCGAAAAUUGCGCGUCGUAACUUCCCGGAGUAUAUCGUCUCCCGCUCGGCCAACAUCUUCUCCUCGCGUUCUUCGCUUCUCGAAUUCGAAGCGUCAAUACGGACACAGUUCCGCGUCGAAAACAUAUUGGAAUACAAUGGUAGAGUGACUGCAGCCGGCUAUCAGGAGAUCAUUGACGUCUUCGACGAGGUAUAUCCGCGUUGGAAAGUUCUCCUGGAAGAAGAGCAACGCAAAGAGGACAGCAUUUAUCACAGCGGUGAAGGCGCCUAUCUGCGUCGGCUUUCUCCUGCAUGGGUAUACACACGCAUUAUUCAUAAGGCUUUAGCGGUCAUCGCUCGGCGAAAGGAACACAAGCGUGAGCACCAGUUGAUCACAGAACUUUUACAACAACGCCUCUUCCACCACUCUCGGCGAGGAGCGUGGCACCAGCGAAAGGCAUUACUAGAGGAGCACUACCUGGGCGCACUCACCGAUGCGGAAGGUCGCAGCGAUGAUGCGCAGAAGAAACACUGGAAGCGUAUUGCACUCCAGACUUGCGAAGCAGGGUUGCAAGACAACCUCGUGCACAUCAUCUACCACUAUGAUCUGCAGAAACGAAUCACGAAGCUUGAAAAGGGUCUCAAGACAGUCAAAAGAGCGCAACAUGACUUCUCUCACGUGCGUCUGACGAAGCCUAUUGAGGUUACCUUCGAAGGCAUUCGUAUCGAGCGUCAAGUCCCGCUUCUCAGACGGAGUGAUAGCUCUGCUUUUACCAGCUCUGGGAGACGUGGAGCGAAGACAAUAUGGAUCGAUCCACGAGAAGACGGCGAGUGCAGUGUGGAGUCCAUGUGUCUUUCGCAUUACCGCAACCAAGGCUGGAAGGGCUUCCACAGCGAGGGAGGAAUCGUGCGCACGUUGUUCGGAUACCUCUUCUUCGACAUCAUGUUCACCUACAUACCCAAUGUUUUUCAGACGGCGUACCAGACAUGCCCGUUAGAUCUGCACACCGAUGCGUUCUAUCCAUCACGAAUCAGUGAGGUCAACACCCGACUGAACGAGAUAUCGAAUGGCGAUGCUCCAACCAUUAUACAAAGCGUUCAUGACGCGCACCAUGAGCGUCGGACUUGUGUCGUAGGUCUUGAUUGGACGUACGACAUUGCAGACCUUGUCGAGAUCGCUAAAUGCUUCGAUGGAGAAGCACUAGCGACUGUAUGCAAGGUUAUGGCGCAGGAGUACGGCCAGCGAGGUGGCGGUGUACCUGAUCUCUUCCUUUGGAAAGUAGCAGCUGAAGAGGAAGGUAAGAGCAAGAAAGGCGAGGUAAAAUUCGCAGAAGUCAAAAGUGAGAACGAUCGCUUGAGUGACACGCAGAGGCUCUGGAUACAUGUCUUGUCUGGAGCAGGAGUGCAGGUUGAGCUGUGCGCCGCUGUUGCCAAAGAGGUACGCGCCAUUUGA
Didymosphaeria variabile is the source of this 2574-nucleotide messenger RNA. RefSeq lists its product as uncharacterized. Lineage: Eukaryota; Fungi; Ascomycota; Dothideomycetes; Pleosporales; Didymosphaeriaceae. Gene Ontology annotation, cellular component: nucleus. The record is from RefSeq and is a predicted model, not a curated record. Gene Ontology annotation, molecular function: 5'-3' exonuclease activity; 5'-flap endonuclease activity; flap-structured DNA binding. The transcript has 2 exons. Gene Ontology annotation, biological process: interstrand cross-link repair. The coding region runs from base 1 to 2574 and encodes 857 amino acids.